Molecule: messenger RNA, 3034 nt
Organism: Cottoperca gobio
Lineage: Eukaryota; Metazoa; Chordata; Actinopteri; Perciformes; Bovichtidae
Product: SPARC-like protein 1
Exons: 12
Coding region: 17-2386 (789 amino acids)
Biological process (GO): anatomical structure development
Molecular function (GO): collagen binding; protein binding; calcium ion binding
Source: RefSeq, a predicted model, not a curated record
CUAAUCUGACGAGGUGAUGAAGUGCAGGUGGAGAGAUGGCCGGAGAAGCUCAGCCCUAAGACCCUCCCAAAGCAAAAAAAAAGCGUUGGCACCAUCAACCCAGAAAGAAAAGUGUGUGCAGCUUGCCAGUUUCUGUGGACAGUGUGAGCGCGGUCUCGAAUAUAAAAGGACACCUUCACAGGUUCAACACAGGCGAGGAUUCUCAUUUCUCUUGCUACUGCCAGCCUCAGGUAUGAGGGCCUGCUUAGUAUUCCUCUGCUUACUGGCAGCAACAUUUGCCCUGUCUGUAAAGAGUAAACCUCAUGGAAAACAUCAUGGAUUGCAUAAGACUUCACACACAGCGAAAGAAAAGGACAUCAUCACAGACGAGGCCAACGAGCCACAGAUCUUACCCACUUUAGUCGCGUUUGAGGCUAGCAGCCAGGAGCAGGAAGAUGAGGAACUGAGCUCCCAAGGCAAUGCUAACGCUAACGCUAACACUAACACUAACAAGGAGGAGGGAGAGUUUGAGGUGACUGAAAGGAACGACAAAACUACUGCAGUACUGCUGAGUGAGGAGGAGUUGGUAGACCUCCUGAAGAAAGAAGCAGAAGAAGAGCAGGAAGCAGAAGAAAGAGUGCUCGAGGAAGAAGAAGAAGAAGAAGAAGAAGAAGAAGAAGAAGAAGAAGAAGAAGAAGAAGAAAGAGUGCUCGAGGAAGAAGAAGCGGAGAUGGACAAAGACAAGGUUGAGUCUGAUGAGACUGUGGAGACCAUUGAGGAAGAAGAGGAGAAGAAGUUAGAUGACAAAUUAGAAUUGGAAGGAGACGCUAAAGAGGUGACAGAUGAGGAAGAAGUAGUAGAGGAAGAGAGUGAGGGAGAUCCUGAAAUGCUUGAGAAAGAGAAAGAGGUGGAAAAUAUGUCACUCAAGGAAAAGUCGGUUGAAAAAACAGCAAACAGGGAGGAACAAGGGGCGUUGCUGGAGGAAACGGAUGGUAGCACAGAGUCAGAGAUCCCAGUUGAUCUUGACUAUGCUGCAGACAGUGGCAUCUUACUACCUCUGCAGAUUGUAUCUGCUCAAAUAAAACCCCACACCGAUGACACCCAGCCUCCUUCAAAAACAGAUGUUAAAGAGAAGGAAACCAGUGACAAAGGACUGCCCGCCAUUUCAGAUGACUAUGAACAAGAAGUAAAAGACGUACAAAACAUAGAGGCAGUGGAGAGCGAGGAAGCGUCUAAUCAGGACAAGGACAAAGACUCACAGGCCAAAUCUAAAGAUGUCGAUAAGAAAGAACCUGAAGCCAAUGUGAACCCUGAAGAACCAAAGAGCAAUACAGAAUUUGAAUCAGGCUCCCGACUGGCUGGAAAGGAGGAAGGGAACAAUAAGAAUGACAGCGGAAGUCACACCAAGGAAAAGACGAGGAAGCAAAAGAAGAACAAGCGGGCGAGAAAGCACUCUCCACAGAAUGAUGAAACACAGGAACAGAGCCAACAGAAUGGACAGGAACAGAGCCAACAGAAUCCUCAGCCAUCUGAGGGCAUCAGCAUUGACAAUACAGUCCAAAAGGCAAAGAGGAGAAGGGCAGGAAAAUGGGGUCCUUUAGUAGGAAUGAAUCCAGUGCAGAUAAGAGCCACAGUGGAUCUCUACCCAGGUUCAAGACCCUCUCCUGGUGGAGGCGUACAUCGCCCAGAAGCCCCUGCUGAUCCAUGUGACAACUUCCCCUGCAAACGUGGAAAGACGUGUAAACUUGAUGCGGACAAAAAGCCUGGCUGUGUGUGUCAAGAGCCGUCAGAAUGUCCUCCCAGUGUGAAUGAGUAUGAUCAUGUUUGUGGGACAAACAACAAAACAUAUGAUACCUCAUGUGAACUCUUUGCUACUAAAUGCAACCUGGAGGGCACUAAGAGAGGACACAGACUUCAUCUGGACUACACUGGGCCAUGCAAACUAAUACCUCAAUGUGUGGACACUGAGCUGUUGCAGUUCCCUCUACGAAUGAGGGAUUGGCUGAAAAAUGUGCUCCUGCAGCUCUAUGAACAUGACUCCAUUUCCCACAGCUUCCUCACGCCUAAACAGCGUUUUAGAGUGAAGAAGAUCUUUGAGAGUGAGAGGCGUCUUCAUGCGGGUGAUCACUCAGUUGAGCUGCUCGCGCAGGACUUUGAGAAGAACUACAACAUGUACAUUUACCCAGUGCACUGGCAGUUUGCACAACUGGACCAACACCCUUCUGACAGAGUCUUGUCCCACUCAGAGCUGGCCCCACUUCGAGUCCCUCUGGUGCCGAUGGAGCACUGCACCUCCCGCUUCUUUCAAGAGUGCGACGCUGACAAAGACAAGCAGGUGUCCUUCAAAGAGUGGACUUCCUGUUUCGGUAUCAAGAAUGAUGAUAUGGAUGUCAACCUGCUAUUCUGAGCUUCAUUUUGUACUUACUACACAAGCCUGUUGAAGCUGCUCCAAAUGCAGCUCGAGACUGAAGCCUCCAUGAACCUCUGUAACAUUAGCAACUCUGACACAUACAAAUUAACUACUAUAGCAGGCAAAGUGUUGGUGGUCAUCGCUGUUAUUUUGUGUCAGGCAAAGCUUGGACAUUCAGAUCUUUGUUCUGUAAUUUAGACUAAGCAGCUAGAAUCAUUUUAUUAGACUAUAAGAAAGUGUUAUGUUUAGCUGGUUUAAUCCAGAAACUGUUUUCUAAUGCAUUCCAAACUGGGGAAAAGUUUACAUCAGCUCAUUAGUAACAAAGUUGUUGUAUAUAGUACCAGGAGAAAAAUUAAUUUGUAUGUUAGAGUGAUUUAGUGCAGAAUUACUCUUUGUGUUACACUUGUGUUACAAAAUGUAAAACAUUAACUGUGUUAUCUUAGUAGCAAAUGCUGUAAAUGUUUGUCUUUGCCUACGUUUCUUAGGAGCUCUAAUUAAAGCUAUAUUGACAGCAUUGGACUUCACAAUAUCAUGACGUAACAUAUUUUCGUGCACCCUGUCGUUAAUGAUGACUUUCUUUACAGUCUUGAAAUAAAGUUAUUGCAUUAUAUUGGUGAAUCCCAGUUGGGAAACAUCAGUUUAUGC